AACUCUGCAGCUUGAAAGACAUUCACCACGUGUUUGCUGUUUGAGUAAGACUUGUUGAAAUCUUCUCACUUGUAUACAUUUCAACAAACAGGGGGAUCAUUUACAAAGAAACGGUGCUCACUGAAAUUCGACGGAUAACCACUUAGGAUCAAAGUAUUCUGCUCAAAAUGGAGUUCAGCCUGAUUUUAUUCUCUAUUCUUUCUUUCACAACAUGGAUGAACUUGGUACAAGCAAUGACGGGACCUGUAAAUGCAUGUCCGUGUUUUUACUUCUCUAAACAUAAAGUCCCUGCUUUUCAAAUUAAAAGGCACUUUGAACAGAAGGAAGGCAUCUGUACUAUUGAAGCAAUUGGGUUUUGGUUAACGAAUGGAAAGUUGAUAUGCUCGAAACCUGAUAACAAGUGGGCAAUAAAUGUGCUGAAGAAAAGACAGCAGAAAACGACAGUAACACCAAGAUCAAAAACGCCAGCAUCACCAACUUCAAUACUGUCAACACCUACAUCAGCCCCAGAAACUGAGCCAUCAUCCACACCAACAGACGCUCUAUUAGUGACAGCAACAGAACUAUCAAGGCAAACAUUAUUCCCAGGAUCAGAACCAACAUCAACACCAAAGACAACAGCACCAAGAUCACAAACACCAUCAACACCAACAUCAGCACAGUCAUCAACAAGAGUAAGAUCAUCAUCAUCAUCAUCGUCAUCAUCAUCCUCAUCCUCAUCAUCAUCAUCAUCAUCAUCAUCAUCAUCAUCAUUCCCAGGAUCUGAACAAACAUCUACACCAAAGACAACAGCACCAAGAUCACAACCACCGUCAACAACAACAUCAGCAGAGUCAUCAACAAGAGUAAGAUUAAGCUCAUCGUCGUCAUCAUCAUCAUCAUCAUCAUCAUCAUCAUCAUCAUCAUCAUCAUCAUCAUCAUCAUCAUCAUUCCCAGGCUCAGAACAUACAUCAACAACAUCAACAUCAAAGACAACAGUACCAAGAUCACAACCACCGUCAACACCAACUUCAACACUGUCAUCAACAAUAACAUUGAGCUCAUCAUCAUCAUUCCCAGGAUCUGAAUCAACAGCAACAUUAGCACCAUCAACAUUAACAUUCUCAACACCAACCUCAGCACCGUCAACAACUUUAACAGCAAUAUUACCAUUAACAUCAAGACCAAACAACCUUGCUACUGUGCCUAGUACAAGGACAGUAAGUGAUCGUAUACGAGCAACGUUCAUGGCCAGACGAAAAGCUUUCACACGAAGACGUUUUACAACAAGGAGGCGACCAAAAAAGAAUCUGAAGGCAUGGCAGAAAAAGUGUUCAAAGAAAUCGCUGUAAAUGCUGUCAGCCAAGUUUGUGCUACAAAAUAUCAAAUGCAAUACUAAAAUCCGGAGGCUUUCAAUACUAUGCAGCUCAUAAAACUUUAGAUAAACUGAGUAUAAAGGGUUCUAACACUUGCAAUUUUAUGUUUCCUUCCCUUUUUCUAUAUCAUUUUUUUUUUUUGCAGCUUUUUCACAGCAAGUAUCUUAAACAUAAACAUUGUAUUGUUACCCCUCCAGGUGUCCUGCGUGGGUAGAUAAUCAAAGCUAUAGCACAACAAAAUAAUUGCAAAGCUUUAUAUCUGCACAACAAU
Cyprinodon variegatus (sheepshead minnow) is the source of this 1626-nucleotide messenger RNA. Its product is annotated as putative protein TPRXL. The transcript has 4 exons. Lineage: Eukaryota; Metazoa; Chordata; Actinopteri; Cyprinodontiformes; Cyprinodontidae. Gene Ontology annotation, molecular function: chemokine activity. Gene Ontology annotation, cellular component: extracellular region. The record is from RefSeq and is a predicted model, not a curated record. Bases 168 to 1331 code for a protein of 387 amino acids. Gene Ontology annotation, biological process: immune response.